AUGGACUCUUCCUUGCAAAAUUUGGUGAAUGAAUGGCUUGCAAUUGAUCAAAAUGAGACGACACGGAAUGAAGUAAAAAGCUUGGUUAAUGCCGGUGAUUAUGUAACUUUGAAGCAAAUCAUGCAUCCACGAAUUGGAUUUGGUACUUCAGGUUUACGUGCCGAGAUUGGUGCAGGGUUUGUUCGCAUGAACAGUCUAACCGUCAUACAAGCAUCUCAGGGAUUUGCUGAAUAUUUAAUUCAAACGGUACCUGGAUCCCAGGAAAUGGGCGUCGUUGUAGGUCAUGAUCAUCGACAUAACUCACAGCAAUUUGCUCGUUUAACUGCUGCUGCUUUUUUGAACAAAGGUUUUAAAGUAUAUGCUUAUGGAUUUCUUGUCCAUACUCCACUUGUUCCGUUUUCUGUCAAAAACCUGAAAGCUGCUGCCGGUGUCAUGAUUACCGCUUCCCAUAACCCAGCUGCUUAUAAUGGUUACAAGGUUUAUUGGAGUAAUGGAUCCGCGAUUAUCCCUCCCCAUGACAAAGGGAUAGCUUCUUGUAUAGAAAAGAAUUUGAAGCCUUUAGUUUGGGAGCAGGGCCUUGUCGAUCACCACAUGUUGGCGAAUUGUACAUUUUCGACAGACAUACUAAAACAGUAUUGGUCUCAGCUACAUGAGUUUCAUAGAGAGAACACAUUUUCGUUGGACAUGAAGCCACUGAAGUUUGUUUAUACUCCUAUUCAUGGCGUAGGUCUUCCUUUUGUUACGUCUGCUUUGGCUCUUUUUGGAGAACAAGCUGACAUGAUCUCCGUUCCUCUUCAGGAUUCACCAAAUCCCGAUUUUCCAACUGUCAAAUUUCCCAAUCCAGAAGAAGAAGGAGCGCUAGAUCUUGCGUUUAAGCAAGCAGAUGCUCAUAACGUUUCUUACGUGUUGGCAACUGAUCCCGAUGCUGACCGUUUUGCAUUUGCCGAAAAGAUAAACAAUGAAUGGAGAUGUUUUACUGGAGAUGAAGUUGGUUGUAUUCUUGCUUACUUCAUUUUUCAGGAGUACAAGGACGCAGGCAAACCUGUGGAUGAUUUUUAUGUGCUUUCUACUACCGUUUCCAGUGCUCUUAUGAAAUCGAUGGCAAAAAUUGAAGGGUUCCAUCACGUGGAGACAUUAACAGGUUUUAAAUGGCUUGGCAACGCUGCUGCUGAAUUAGAAGACCAAGGUAAAUUCGUGGGUUUAGCUUAUGAAGAAGCCCUUGGCUAUAUGGUAGGUGGUAUUGUAAAAGACAAAGAUGGUGUAAAUGCUUUGUUGACUUUUUUGCAUCUUCUUAAACGUUUAAAGCUUCAACAGCUUUCCGUUAGUCAGGUUUUUGAUAAGGUGUCCCAAAAGUACGGUUACUACGUGACUCGAAAUUCUUACUUCUUUUCUCGUGACAAUUCAAAACUUCGUGGUUUGGUAGAUGCCCUUCGUAACAAAGAUACCAACAAUGGAUACCCGGCAAAGUUAGGAAGCCGAAACAUAACCAGUGUUCGUGACUUAACAUCCAAUUAUGAUUCCACCACGGCAGACAAGAAAGCUAAGUUGCCAAUUUCCAAGAGUUCAGAUAACGUAACAUUUGAGCUUGAAAACGGCCAAGUAGUUAUGACUAUUCGUACUAGUGGUACUGAACCUAAACUUAAGUACUACAUAUGUGCAAGAGGUAGUACAUCAGCAGAGGCCCAGAAGAAUGCCACAGAGGUUUGUAUGGGUAUUAAAGAUGAAUGGUUUAAGCCCAUGCAGAAUGGGUUGGGCGAGCCUUAA
Schizosaccharomyces osmophilus is the source of this 1764-nucleotide messenger RNA. RefSeq names its product phosphoglucomutase Pgm2 (gene pgm2). The record is from RefSeq and is a predicted model, not a curated record. The transcript is spliced from 3 exons. The coding region runs from base 1 to 1764 and encodes 587 amino acids. Lineage: Eukaryota; Fungi; Ascomycota; Schizosaccharomycetes; Schizosaccharomycetales; Schizosaccharomycetaceae. Gene Ontology annotation, molecular function: phosphopentomutase activity; magnesium ion binding. Gene Ontology annotation, biological process: carbohydrate metabolic process; purine ribonucleoside salvage.